This is a messenger RNA of Syzygium oleosum, 3868 nucleotides long. RefSeq names its product squamosa promoter-binding-like protein 1. Gene Ontology annotation, molecular function: DNA binding. The record is from RefSeq and is a predicted model, not a curated record. The coding region runs from base 765 to 3719 and encodes 984 amino acids. The transcript has 11 exons. Gene Ontology annotation, cellular component: nucleus. NCBI's taxonomy places the organism in Eukaryota, Viridiplantae, Streptophyta, Magnoliopsida, Myrtales, Myrtaceae.
GCGAUGAUUGAUUGUGCGUGGGUGUACGCCAUUACCAUAUGCCGUGCCACACCGCAUUACCACCCACAAAACUCUUCUCCCUUUCUCUGUCUCUACACUCCAACUGAGAAAGAGAGAGAGAGAGAGAGAAAAUCAAAGAGGCCGCACGUUCCCCCAUCAGCAUCACGACCCGAACCUCGCGCCGCCCCCCCCCCCCCCCACUUGCCCCACCCCCUUCGGCAUCUGUGCUCCCCUCCCCUCCCCGGCGGCGCACCGCCGCCCUCGCCGGCGCCGAUCUCCCCCCGGCGGCUCCGAUCCCCGCGGCUCCGAUCGCUCCUAGGCAAGUUCGUACGGGGCUUCUCGCUCUCGCUCUCGCUCUUUUGCUUCGUGUGGUUGGUUCCCCUCCUGAGUUGUUGAUGUGUUGUUGGUGGUGGGGUAGUACGGUCGCGCUGCGGGUUGGCGAAUUCAUGGUCCUCGAGCUUCAAAGUUGGAGUCUUGAGGGGUUCGCCUGUUGAUUAGGGGCCCGAUUGUUAUGUGGGUGGCUCUCAAUUGGAAACAUGGAUGUGCCUGUGGACUGUUUCUCGACUUUUGGGGCAGAACUGAAGCUGAUUAGGUGAAAACUUCUUGGGGUUGGAUCGUUUUUUGGGGGGUGCUUCCGUGGUUUGAUGCGAUAUUCGAGCGGGUUUUGAUUUCUUCGAGCUGUCGUAGUUUUGGGUCUUCUUCCUGGGUUCGUGGGUCGGUUCCGUACGGGCCUGAGGAUUUUUGGGAGAUCUUGGUGACCGGAGAUGGAGGCUAGAGUCGAGGCGCAAGCGCGUCAUUUCUACGGGCUGCCUCCGGCUGACUUGCGUGCGUUGGGAAAGAGGAGUUUAGAAUGGGAUUUGAAUGAUUGGAAGUGGGACGGCGAUCUGUUCGUCGCUAGGCAGCGGAAUCCGGUUUCGUCUGAUUAUCCUGGCCGGCAGCUUCUCCCGCUCGAGAAUCGGAUUCCCGCAGCUGGCAAUUCGUCCAAUAGCUCGUCGUCGUGCUCCGAUGAAGUCAAUUUGAGAACUGAUGAUGGAAAGAGGGAGCUCGAGAAGCGUCGGAGGGUCAUUGUUGUUGAGGACGAUGAUAAUUUGGAUGAUAAAGCUGGCGGCCUCACUUUGAAGCUCGGAGGGCAAUGUUUUCCAGUUCCUGAAAGGGAUGUGGGAUCUUGGGAAGGGAAUAGUGGGAAGAAGACUAAGCUUGCUGGAGGUUCUACAAGUCGAGCAGUUUGUCAGGUAGAAGACUGUGGUGCUGAUCUCAGUAAUGCAAAGGACUACCAUAGACGGCACAAGGUAUGUGAGAUGCACUCCAAAGCCACCAAAGCACUUGUGGGGAACAUCAUGCAGAGGUUUUGUCAACAGUGCAGUAGGUUCCAUGCCCUUCAAGAAUUUGAUGAAGGAAAGAGAAGUUGUCGCAGACGUUUAGCUGGCCACAAUAAACGCAGGAGGAAAACAAAUCCUGAAGCAACCCCUAAUGCAAAUUCCGUUAACGAUGAGCAGGCUAGCAGUUAUCUGCUGAUGAGCUUAUUGAAGAUACUGUCGUCUAUGCACUCCAAUCAGUCAAAACAAGAUACAGAUCAGGAUUUGCUAUCUCAUAUUCUCAGAAGCGUUGCCAAUGGCACUAGCGGGCAUGGGGAAAGGAACAUAUCUGGCCUCUUACAGGAAUCUCAAGUUAUUCUCAAUGGUGGAGCCUCUCUUGCAAAAUCAGAAUCGGUUCCUCCCAUGUCCUCAAAGGGUGUUGAAGGACCUUCAAGGCUCGUUCAACCUCAAGCUGCAGGGCCUGCAUCGCAAAUACCAGCAGAUGGCAGAGAUGCAACCGGAGGGCAGAGCAAGCUGAAUAACUUUGAUCUGAAUGAUGCUUAUAUUGACUCCGAUGAUGGCAUGGAGGACCUUGACAGGUCGCCUGUCCCUGCAAAUUUGGGCACCAGUUCUCUUGAUUGUCCUUCAUGGAUGCAACAAGAAUCUCACCAGUCUAGCCCACCUCAGACAAGUGGGACUUCAGAUUCAGCAUCUGCUCAAUCACCUUCUAGUUCAAGCGGUGACACCCAGAGCCGGACAGACCGAAUUGUUUUCAAAUUAUUCGGGAAAGAACCCAAUGAUUUUCCUCUUCUCCUACGAGCACAGAUACUCGACUGGCUAUCUCACAGUCCUACUGACAUUGAGAGCUACAUUAGGCCUGGUUGUAUUGUUCUUACAGUUUAUCUUCGUCAAGACGAGGAUGCCUGGGAGGAGCUUUGCUACGACCUGAGUUCCAGUUUAAAUAGGCUUCUGGAUGUCUCAGAUGACUUUUUCUGGAAGACUGGAUGGAUGUAUAUCAGAUUGCAGCAUCAAAUGGCAUUUAUCUACAAUGGUCAGGUUGUUGUUGACACAUCAUUGUGUCUUAGGAGUAUGAACUGCAGUAGAAUUAUGAGCAUUAGACCUAUCGCCGCAUCGUCUUCUGAAACAACUCAGUUUUUGGUUAAAGGCUUUAGCAUGUGUCACCCUGAAACAAGGUUGUUGUGUGCUCUCGAAGGCACGUAUCUAGUUCAAGAAGCAACUCUGGAGUUGAUGGAUGAGGAGGAUAGCCUAGAGGAGCAAGAUGAACUCCAAUGUGUUAAAUUUUCUUGUUCUAUCCCGAGAGUGACUGGAAGGGGAUUCAUCGAGGUCGAAAAUUGUGGUCUCCCAGGCAGCUUCUUCCCUUUCAUUGUAGCAGAGAGUGAUGUGUGCUUGGAGAUACGUUCACUUGAGAAUGCUUUGGAGUUCAUUGAAGCUGAUGUGGAUGAUCAUGGGACUUCGAAAUUUGCAGCGAAGAAUCAAGCAUUUGAAUUCAUACAAGAAAUGGGUUGGAUUCUUCAUAGAAGUGGGUUGAGGUCUAGAUUGGGACAGCUGGAUCCAUACGCUGACUUGUUUUCAUUUAAACGGUUUAAGUGGCUCAUGGAGUUCUCCAUGGAUCAUGAUUGGUGUGCGGUGGUAAAGAAGCUCUUGGAUAUUCUGUUUGAUGGAACAGUUGGUGCAGGGAAGCACCCUUCAAUAUAUCGUGCAGUGCUUGAGAUGGGCCUCGUUCACAGGGCUGUGAGGAGAAACUGUAGGCCUCUUGUUCAGCUUCUUUUGAGAUACGUACCUCAGAGUGUCUCAGAAAGAUUAGAAUCUGAACUGAAGUCCCUGAUCAAUGGAAGUCAUCAGAACCUCUUGUUUAGACCUGAUGCUGUAGGCCCUGCAGGGUUGACACCUCUUCACAUUGCUGCCGGUAAAGAUGAUUCAGAGGAUGUACUGGAUGCGUUAACUGAUGACCCUGGAAUGGUUGGUAUUGAGGCAUGGAAAACUGCUCGAGAUAGCUCGGGAUCCACACCAGAAGAUUAUGCUCGCUUGCGUGGCCACUACUCAUAUAUCCACCUAGUCCAGAAGAAAAUCAACAAGAGACCGUCACUGCCCCAUGUGGUUCUUGAUAUCCCAGAUGCGGUCCCAGACAGCAAUGGCGCUCAGAAGCAGAAUAAAGAAACCACGAGCAGCUUUGAGAUUGGAAAGACGGAACUGCAGCUCGCUCAUCAGAGUUGCAAGCUGUGUAGCCAAAAGCUGGCUUAUGGUAUGAGAAGCAGGUCACUAUUGUACAGGCCAGCAAUGCUGUCGAUGGUGACCAUCGCCGCAGUUUGUGUCUGCGUGGCUCUUCUAUUCAAGAGCUGCCCGGAAGUCCUUUACGUGUUCCGGCCCUUCAGGUGGGAAUUGUUGGAGUACGGAUCAAGCUAAGGCCAGUGAGUUCGUUCCGUGAUGAGAAUAAUUAGGUGUUUGUAUUAUUUGUAUGCUCCUGUGAACUGUAAAGUUUGAGAAUCUAUGUAGAAUUAUUACUUGGAAAGAUUGUAAGAUUUCUUAAAUGUACAAUGGACAUAUUUACUCUC